CCAUCACUAUUCUCAGCAAAACAUAAACAAGUGCUAAUUUUUUUCCUAUGUUAAAAUUUAACUCGUUAAAUACGCCAGUUGUAAAUUAGCGAAUAAACCACUGAAUCAUGCCUUGCUACAACAUUCCAAUAAUCGAUUCCGAUUUACGCCACGAAGAAACAAUCCUUCAGACGAUCAAUGUGUUCGAAUUUCUAAACGAAGUCAUUGAGGAUGUUUUCAAUAAAGUUAAUCGAAGAAUUGAAACUAAUCGGCAGCGGCUAGAAGGAAUCAAUGCUCGAAUCGAAAAAGUAAACACGGACGUAGAACGGUUGAAGGACACCAAAGAGGCAAUUGUUAUUUAUUCUCCCUGCCGUUAUCCAGGAGCGGAUCUUAAUGUUACCGUGCUACCAACGUUUACCAGCCAAAACGGGAUACGGAUGAGGGAAAACGAAUACACACUACGUGAUAGACCGUACGUUCCAGCACACUCCUAUCAAGAGAAAAUACAGUUUUACCAUGUGAAAAGUCCAACGGAUCGACAUGGGAUUUUUUCGUUUGAUAAUCCCCAAAAAAUUCGAUUGGACGAAGGCGUAAAAUAUGUUGAUUCAAUUCUGAUGUUUAACAGUAAAGAAUUCGCGGUUAGCUAUAAGGGAAUCGCAGACAAGUCGAGAGACGGUAGAAAAGCCGCCGGUCAGAUACGCGAGGAAAGAAUACUUUCAUCUUCUUCGCCAAUUAUACGAAACCGUUCACGAAAGAAAGGCCAGGAGAUAUUUUACACUCCGAAGCUCAAUGAAGCACCCAAAAUAGAUGUUCCAGUUGAUUUGCCUGAUCUGCCAGGCAUCGUUACUAAUAUUCAGUACGCUGGAAAUAACACAUUGAUUGCUCCUUCUCUGCAGUUAGCUGCAAUUGCUGAUCAAUUACCAGAGUUGAAAGACUUGGUAGAUAUCGGACAAACAGAAGAAACCUUAACAGCACCGAAUAUAGUUCCAGUAAUUGUUCCUGUGAAAGCUAAAUUAUCUUCUGCAACACCUAGUGCACAAUUACCACCUCCUCCGCCACCGCCGCCUCCACCACCACCUCCUCCACUAGAUGUAUACGCAGUUGAAAGUAUUGCAGAAGAGAAGAAGCAGGCCCAGAAGGAUGUUAAGAAGGCAGAAGACCGAAAGCCUCCAGUUCCACAAGCUGGGGAUGCUCAUUUCAAUCUAAUGGAAGCAAUCCGAAAAGCCGGAGGUGUUGGAAACGCUAAUCUCAAACCCAGUGAGGCUAGCAAUAGUAAAAAAGAUUCGACUAAACCCUCCAAAACGGGUCCGCAAAAUUUUAUCGACGAUCUACACAAUAAACUGCAAAUGCGACGCAAAGGUAUUUCUGGAGCCCGAGAGAAUCAAGAGCCAGGCAAUGUUAUAGACCGUCUAUCGGCGUUGAUUCCACCCCCGCCCCCAAAAGCUGACGCAAGUGCCAGUGAGAGUAACGACGAAGAUUGGGAUUAAUACGAUUAAUGCAGACGAAACUUUACUGGAAAUUCAAAUGUUUUUGUAUUUCGUGUUUUGUAUUAUAAAGCAAAAUUAAAUCUACAAUAUGUUAGUCAGAAAUGAGUUGAAAAUUGUUGUGAUUACAGCUUGCUUCCUAAAUAGGUUUGAUUUUAAAGUGCAGACCGAUCAGUGAAAAUACGAGACAUUUUAAAUCUUGCA
Molecule: messenger RNA, 1667 nt
Organism: Wyeomyia smithii (pitcher-plant mosquito)
Lineage: Eukaryota; Metazoa; Arthropoda; Insecta; Diptera; Culicidae
Gene: wash
Product: WASH complex subunit 1
Exons: 2
Coding region: 108-1466 (452 amino acids)
Biological process (GO): Arp2/3 complex-mediated actin nucleation; endocytic recycling; retrograde transport, endosome to Golgi
Cellular component (GO): WASH complex; early endosome; recycling endosome
Molecular function (GO): alpha-tubulin binding; gamma-tubulin binding
Source: RefSeq, a predicted model, not a curated record